Molecule: messenger RNA, 815 nt
Organism: Saitoella complicata NRRL Y-17804
Lineage: Eukaryota; Fungi; Ascomycota; Saitoellomycetes; Saitoellales; Saitoellaceae
Exons: 3
Coding region: 66-677 (203 amino acids)
Biological process (GO): ribosomal large subunit assembly
Cellular component (GO): preribosome, large subunit precursor
Source: RefSeq, a predicted model, not a curated record
CACAUACGAAGCGUCUCGAUAAGUGAACCCUCAGCGAACAUCUUCUACGACUGAGCCGAUAUACAAUGCCUCCAAAGUCACGGUCAUCACUACCAGGACCCGCCGCAAAAGGUGCGCAGCCUCCAAGACCGGCGGGUGCGGCAGCAGGCGGUCAAAAGAGGAAGAGGACGCGGAAGUCGCGGACGGAGGUUUCGUCAGAUGAGGAGAGCUCAAGUGAGAGUGAGAGUGAUGACGAUAGUGAGGGUGAUGAGGAGGAGAUGAAGGAUGAUGAGGAUUUCAUGGGACGGCAUGAGGUGGACGUGGACGAGGAGGAUGAGCGCGUGGAUCGGGAUCAGGGUCAGGAUGAGGAGAUGAAGGAUGUGGGUGCGGAGGAGCAAGCGCAGCCAGUACGGAGAAAACAGGUUGCUGAUGACGAGCGGCUGAAUUUGCCCGCACCCAUCGCGACCCUCGAUGAUCGAGAUCCAGCAUUAGCGGAGAGGUUCAAGGAUUACUACAUGAACCUAGUAACGGAGGAGUUUGGUGAUGAUCUGAAUAAGAUCAGAGAGGAAUCUACGUUCAAUGAGCGAUCACUGCCGAUGCUCAUUCGGUCGCUACAGUCUGGGACGAAUAUUUUCAGUGGGGAAGAGAAGGAAUUGUUUUUGCGAGAGGCUGAUAGAACGGGGAAGGCGAUGGAGUAGGUGUUUGGUGGUGCAUAUUGACAGGCAGAGGGAUGGAGAUCGAGGUGAAGGUCAUUAAGGGGAGGAUUAUCCGCGGGCCAGUAUCUGGUGCUGCUCCCGUCAUAGCUGAAGAACAAUGUAUGCCCAUUCAGCACUCUG